UCCCUAUUUUACCUCUCCCGUCUCCUCUCUUCUUCCUCGUCGAUCCCUCUCUGGGAAAUCGGAGAAUGGCUCUUCAAGCUAUGCUUAUCGCCGACGUUCCCAGUCUUCCGGAAUCUGUUUCGCUCUGCUCCAAUGGAUUGUCCGGCGGUCUUGAUUUGAGCAAGGCUACGUCGUUUAGGAUGCCGAGAUUCGCGGUGAUUGGACACCGAGGAAACGGCAUGAAUGCGUUGCAGUCGUCAGAUCGGAGAAUGAGAGGGUUCAAGGAGAAUUCCAUUCUCUCGUUCGACGCCGCCUCCAAAUUCCCCAUUGACUACAUAGAAUUCGAUGUUCAGGUGACGAAGGAUCGUUGCCCUGUCAUUUUCCACGAUGAUUUCAUCUACUCCGAAGAAAAUGGAACAGUUCAUGAGAAGAGAGUGACGGAUUUGAGCCUGUCCCAGUUCUUGUGCUAUGGACCUCAGAAGGAACCCCGGAAAACAGGGAAAACCCUCUUGAGGAAAUCCAAAGAGGGUAAGAUCUUGAAGUGGGAUGUUGAAUUAGAUGACUCCCUUUGCACGCUACAAGAAGCGUUUGAACGAGUUGAGCAGACUCUGGGAUUCAACAUCGAGUUGAAGUUCGAUGAUUUCACUGUCUACGAACAAGAUUUUCUCAUUGACGUUCUCCAAGCAGUUCUACAGGUGGUGUUUGAAUAUGCUAAAGACCGUCCGGUGAUCUUCUCAAGCUUCCAACCAGAUGCUGCGCAACUCCUUCGGAAAUUGCAGAGCACCUACCCUGUUUACUUUCUGACUGAUGCUGGGGCUACGAUUUUCUAUGACAAGAGAAGAAACUCGAUCGAUGAGGCUAUUAAGGUUUGCUUAGAGGGAGGGCUGCAGGGCAUUGUUUCAGAAGUGAAAGGCGUGUUCAAAAACCCCUCAGCAGUCUCCAGGAUCAAAGACUCUAACCUCUCUCUCCUCACUUAUGGAAAACUCAACAAUGUUGGAGAGGCAGUGUACAUGCAGUAUGUGAUGGGGAUUGAAGGUGUGAUUGUGGAUUUUGUUGAAGAGAUCACAGAGGCUGUGACCCUGAUGAUACGGCCUCCAUCAUCAUCGUCAUCACCGCUCUCACUAUCACCAUCAUCAUCACCUUCUCGAUCAUCAUCAUCAUCAUCAAUAACAGAAGAAGAUGAUUUCGCCACGACAAAACCCAAUUUCUCACAGAAGGAGAUUGCUUUUCUUCUCAAGCUGGUCUCUGAGUUGAUACAACAACAAUGACCACCAUACAUGCCAUCUCUUCUUCAUAUUUUUCUAGAUUCUUAUCCUCAACACGACUUGUAAAUACAUUUCUCUUGUAAUUUUACGUUUGAUUAAAGAAGCGGAAAAAAAAAAAUCAAAUUGUUCAAGUGGGUUGCGAUGGUGAUACCCUCCAUCGCCAAUGAGACACCAUCUCUCCGCUGCCUUAACCAUGAAGCAAAGAUGAAACUUUUUUUUAUA
Messenger RNA from Tarenaya hassleriana, 1466 nucleotides. Its product is annotated as glycerophosphodiester phosphodiesterase GDPD2-like. The transcript is spliced from 7 exons. The record is from RefSeq and is a predicted model, not a curated record. Gene Ontology annotation, molecular function: phosphoric diester hydrolase activity. Gene Ontology annotation, biological process: glycerophospholipid catabolic process. Lineage: Eukaryota; Viridiplantae; Streptophyta; Magnoliopsida; Brassicales; Cleomaceae. The coding region runs from base 66 to 1247 and encodes 393 amino acids.